Molecule: messenger RNA, 631 nt
Organism: Anopheles merus
Lineage: Eukaryota; Metazoa; Arthropoda; Insecta; Diptera; Culicidae
Exons: 4
Coding region: 4-540 (178 amino acids)
Source: RefSeq, a predicted model, not a curated record
AACAUGGUCCUUUGUCGGCUAAACCACACUGUGUUGUGUGCAGUGAUCUUCAUCUUGUCGGUCGUAAAUCAACUCCAAUGUCGGCCCCUGCCCGAUCAUCCCGCAGACGGCGAUGCGGAGGCCAAAAUCCAAGCUGACCGUGAGCUGCUCAAUACAGUGACCUACGUCGGCAACAACAAGGUGUACGGCCUACUCUCCAAUGAGCAACCGCCGAUGCGUGAAGCAAAGCUCGAGAAGGAGGACUUUGACUCAACCUUCCUCACCAAGCUGGACAACGUGCAGAAGAAGUUCGUCACCAAGGGCAAUGUCCCAGCGCUGGUGGAUCAAACGCAUCCCAAGGAUUAUUACGGCAAUGACGUCAAGGAUGAAGCCAUUCGCCGCGGUUUCGUCGGAAUAGUCGAACAGUUGUCCAACGUUUUCAACGCGAUCGUUGAGAAAGUCCCCAAGGGAGCAGUCACAAACCUGAACAAGAGUGUGCUGAACCGUCUCAACCAGAUCGGUGCCGUGCUGGUCGGGCUUGAGGAUGCGAAAAAGAAGUAGAGCCGUGGUACGCACACCACGUGUAUGGUUUCACGUUUUUAAUUAAUUUAUUCGUUUCUGUAAAUACUUAAACUUCUACCAUCAUGCUGUG